Botrytis sinoallii is the source of this 1221-nucleotide messenger RNA. RefSeq lists its product as uncharacterized. Lineage: Eukaryota; Fungi; Ascomycota; Leotiomycetes; Helotiales; Sclerotiniaceae. The coding region runs from base 1 to 1221 and encodes 406 amino acids. The record is from RefSeq and is a predicted model, not a curated record. The transcript has a single exon.
AUGGAAGAAAAUUAUGAAACCACAUUACCAUGCCGUAGUAAAUCUAUUGGUAGAUCUCUAAGUCUAGUAACAGAUAUCGCGCCGCCCUCUCAACAACCUUAUCCCCCUCAGCAUUCUCAGAAUUCUCAAAAUCUCAACUCUGCAUAUCCAAUAUCAGCCCCCCCUUUAGUACACCAUAACCAAAUCAAUCCACUAUCCGCUCUCCCUUUAACCCAACAUCAUCCCUUUACAAUUCCUCAACCACAACCAUAUCAAACCCAACUCUUCAACCCAGAACACCAUUAUCUUCUCCUUUCCCUUUCUCGAGAAAACUUCAAAGCCCUUUCCCUACGACAGAAAAUCGCAGCGGCAGAAACUAAUCUCGAUUCCAUACACCUAACUGCGGAAUUGGAGGGCGUGGGGAUAGGUAUCACAUCCCCUCUCUCCUCUAUUUCUACAAUCGCGACACCGCACUUGCAGGCGCCCACUCGUCGCAAACUGAAAAAACAAAUCUCGUGGCUGAAAUGUCGGAUUAAGGAGUGUACGAGACAGGAGAGGAUUUUGAUGGAGAGGUUGCAGCAAAUUGGGGAGGAGGAGGAGAGGAGAUGGAGAUGGAUGCAAAUUGAGCGGCAGAGAAGGAUUAAUGAGGAGAUGAUGGAGUGGCAGCGGGGGUAUUGGAAUUGGUUUGUUGGGGCGGGUGGUGCUGUUGGUCAGGCUGGCUAUGGAUAUACUGGGGGUGGAUAUGGAUAUGGAUAUGGAUAUGGACAUGGACAUGUUGAUGGAAAUGGAAAUGGGGGAAUGUUGAAUGCUAGCACUCCUGCAUUUCAACCCGGGGAUAGCGUCAGUGUUAGUGGUGUCUGUCCUGGAGAUUCGAAGGCGAGUGUGGAGGGAAGAAAAUAUUCAAAUGAUUUUUGGAAUACGGAGGCGCCUGUCUUUUCACCGGUUAAUUUCUUCAAACCUUCUUCUACUACUUCGAUUUCUGUCUCUACGUCUACGGCUCCUUCUGGUAUAGCGCAGCAUGUGCAGAAUGGAGAGGGGGCGAGACUUAGUAGGGGGUGGGAUGAAUGUGAAUUAUCGCCCUUGGCUGAGGAGAGAAGAAAAUCUUCUCUGAAAUGGAGCGUGGAGAUUCGGGGUGGAGAUGAGGUGGGGAAUGGGAGGGGAAUGGGGAGAAGAGGGAGAGGGAGAGGGUUCUGGGUCUGGGUCUGGGGAUGGGGAGGGGGAGGCGGGAGAUUCCUCGACUGA